Molecule: messenger RNA, 3862 nt
Organism: Fukomys damarensis (Damara mole-rat)
Lineage: Eukaryota; Metazoa; Chordata; Mammalia; Rodentia; Bathyergidae
Gene: Gnb4
Product: G protein subunit beta 4
Exons: 10
Coding region: 174-1196 (340 amino acids)
Biological process (GO): G protein-coupled receptor signaling pathway
Cellular component (GO): cytoplasm; heterotrimeric G-protein complex
Molecular function (GO): signaling receptor complex adaptor activity; protein binding
Source: RefSeq, a predicted model, not a curated record
UUUUUUUAAUUUUGCUAAUUCAAUCUGCUUUUACUAUAGGAAUUAUUCAUUAAAUAUUUGACAUGGGCCGGGGCAAUACUAUACUCUUUACAUCUCUAGCACUUGGCAAAGGAGACCGUCUACUUCUACAGUUGAUUUCCUUUGGUCAUCCCUGAAUUAAACAAAUUGAAAGGAUGAGUGAACUGGAACAGUUGAGGCAGGAAGCAGAACAGCUGCGGAAUCAGAUCCAGGAUGCUAGGAAAGCAUGUAAUGAUGCAACACUUGUUCAGAUCACAUCAAAUAUGGACUCUGUGGGUCGAAUACAGAUGCGAACAAGACGUACGCUGAGGGGCCACCUCGCCAAAAUCUAUGCUAUGCACUGGGGAUAUGACUCAAGGCUCCUAGUCAGUGCUUCCCAAGAUGGAAAAUUAAUUAUUUGGGAUAGCUAUACAACAAAUAAGAUGCAUGCUAUUCCCCUGCGGUCCUCCUGGGUGAUGACCUGUGCAUAUGCUCCUUCUGGUAACUAUGUUGCUUGUGGCGGCUUGGACAACAUCUGCUCUAUAUAUAACUUGAAGACUAGAGAGGGGAACGUGAGGGUGAGCCGGGAGUUGCCUGGUCAUACGGGCUAUUUGUCCUGCUGUCGAUUUUUAGAUGACAGCCAAAUUGUUACAAGUUCAGGAGAUACAACCUGUGCUUUGUGGGACAUUGAAACCGCCCAGCAAACCACCACAUUCACUGGGCAUUCUGGAGAUGUGAUGAGUCUCUCUCUUAGUCCUGACAUGCGGACUUUUGUUUCUGGUGCUUGUGACGCCUCUUCCAAGCUAUGGGACAUUCGAGAUGGGAUGUGCAGACAGUCCUUCACAGGCCAUGUCUCCGACAUUAAUGCUGUCAGUUUUUUCCCAAAUGGAUAUGCCUUUGCCACUGGCUCCGAUGAUGCUACUUGCCGGCUCUUUGACCUUCGUGCAGACCAAGAGUUGUUACUGUAUUCUCAUGACAACAUAAUCUGUGGGAUCACUUCAGUAGCUUUCUCAAAAAGUGGGCGUCUCCUGCUAGCUGGUUAUGAUGAUUUCAAUUGCAAUGUGUGGGACACGCUGAAAGGAGAUCGUGCAGGUGUCCUUGCUGGUCAUGACAACCGUGUAAGCUGUUUAGGUGUAACUGAUGAUGGCAUGGCUGUGGCAACAGGCUCCUGGGACAGUUUUCUUAGAAUCUGGAAUUAACAAUGCCAUGUUUUUGGUUUUUUUUUUUUUUCUGUUCUCCAUUGAUAUCUGGAGAAAUCAAUGCUACAGCCUAUAGCUGUGAAAACAAAUUCUACCUUGUAUUUGCAGGUGAAGAUUUUUAUUACUAUAUUAAAUACAAAAAGCUUUCAGUAAACUACAAAAAAAAAGUGGAAGGAAAAACAAGGCAGGGUGCCUGAUGAGAUCAAAAGGACCAGGGUUAUUUGUUAAUUUGAAGAGUCAGUUUAAUUUAACCUUGAUAAAUUUUUGCUUUUUUUUUAAAAGCAAGAAUAUACAUUUUAUAGCAGCUGCCCAUGGUGUUUUACUUUUUGUUAAGAACUACAUUUUAAAUUUUGUAUAUACAAGAAAUGUCUUUGAGUUAUAUAAUGCAAGAAUCAGGCCUCAUAGUAAAUGGAAGUGAUAGGACGUAUGUGCUACAUUUAAGGGGGUCCACUUGAAUUCUAACCAACCACUUAAUGUUUAUGAGUACUGUCAACAUGGUGGUACUCGCCUAUAAUCCCAGCAUUCAAGAGACUGAGGUAGGUUACUGUGAAUUCGAGGCCAGCCUAGGAUCUAUAGUGAACUACAUACCAAGACCCUGUCUCCAGAAAACUAAUUAAUAAUGUUGAUAGGUGAGGUACCUCUGAAAAAAGUUGUUAGUUUCUUGUGCUUCCUUUCCCAUAUCAUUCUACACAAGUGAUCAUUUUCAGUCCUAACGCAAACGCCAGACAAUAAAGAUUACACUCUGAUGUUUUGGACAUACCUAGGAAAUUUCAUUAGAAUUUAUUACAUUAAUAAAAUUUAAGUACCAGCAUAUAUAUAAUUCUUGGCACUUUAAAAGCCUGGUCAUGAUCAGUCAACACUUUUGUGUACUCUAAACCACUGGAGAGGUUUUUAGAGUACACUUAUAGUUUAGAAGUUCAAUAAACACCUAGGUUUUCUCUCCAUCCAUCUGAAGAAUCUUACCUAGUGUUCUCUACUAGUAACAUCUAGACAGGAAACACUGGGACAGGAGUAACAUUUUUGAGAAAUAUAAAAAUUGACCAUUUGCUAGCAAUGGUUUGUUAUCCGGUUCUAACAAGGUAGCUUUAUGAAUUUUGUGUAAUAUAAAAUUAAUGGUGGCACACGCUUGUAAUCCCAGAAAUUGGAAGCUGAGGCAGGAUUGCUGUGAGUUCAGUGCCAGCCUGGGCUAUGUAGGUGAGUUCAAGGCCAACCUGAACUACACAAAAACCCUGAAUUUAUUUAAACUAUCCAGCCCGCACCUUUCCUAAAAUGAAACAUUUAAGCUUUUUGCUUGCUUGUAAUAAUUGGUUUCUAUGUGGUUUUGCUUCACAAAAUAUCUAAAUCUCAGUGAUGCAACUUUAAAGCCAAAUUCCUAAAGCAGUUUUCAAAGGAGCCAGGAAUAUACCAAGACAUCCUUCCACUAUAAUAUCAACUAUUAGUAGAAUGUUCCCACUCCUCAAUUCAAACAAAGAUACGUUUCCUCUCUGGUUUUCUCUCUCCUAGAAAAAUGUAAGUGACUGACAGACUACUUAAGUCUUGCUUGAUGUGAAGUCAUAUGUCAUUCUGAUAUAUAGAAAUGCGUUGUUUUGUAACUUAGUAAACUGUUAUUAUUCAGAUAGUUAACUUGAUCACCUGUAAUCCUAAGAUAAAUUUUACUUAUUUCAUCUUUAUAUUGUACAUAUGCUGAGAUUGUGCAUCAACUAUAGUGAAAGCAGUAUUAAUUAAGGUCAGUUGAUACUAGAAAUAGAAUAAAAUGGAUAGGGGCAAUGUAGGACCAAAACAGAAUUCUGUAGAUGUUAGGUAUAAAUGUGUAUUUGUCUUGUGGUUAGGAGUUCUGUGAACUGUUUGCUAUUAAUGUGUAUUUGUGAACUAUUUAUAUCACUUCAUAAAGAGCAGCUCUUUGAAAUAGGGCACAUUUAAAAAGAAAAUAUUCAUUUCCAAAAUAUGGGGUUCAGCAAUUCAUCCCAAAUUCCAGUUCAAGACAGCAUUUCUGUUGUGUCAAUAACCAUAGACACACACACACAUUUUAUACAUAUAUGUAGACAGUAUCUCGUUACUGUAAUAUAGAAAGGCACAAAACAAGACUAGAAUUCAAUUGUCUUAACAUUUUAAAUGACAUUUUGUUAUUAAAGUUUGGAGGAAUUUAAAGUGAUUCCUAUAAUAUGUACUAGACAACCAAAAAGUAACCACUGUUUAAUAUGGUAGCUAAUUGUACCAAGGACCAAUUGGUGGCAAAGUAUUUUCACUACUGCAGUAAUUAAACUUUCUCUUCUACUAAUAGGGAUUCCAGUUGCCAAGUUUAUUUACUUACAGUUUGAGUUCUGCUGAUUGUCUAAUUCUGUUGUUGCUCAUAAGAUUUCCUGAAAUCAAUGAGCAUAUAAUUUUUUUUUUUCGGUACUGAGGAUGAAACUCAGGACUUUGUGCUUGCCAGGCAGGUACGGCACCACUGAGCUACAUCCCCAGCUCAUUGAGUGUAUAAUUUGUAUCCACAAUGUGUAGUUUUGAUUUUAAGAUUUUCAAGAUUUAAAAAUAUGACCAGAUUCAAAGAAUUUGUAUCACGAGGAACAUUAGUUUUCUUGUGCCUCUUAAUUUUUCUUUACAUUUUAACAUAGGCUGGGGCUGUAGCUCGGUAGUAUAGCACUUGCCAAACAAGUGCAAGGCCCUGG